This is a messenger RNA of Pneumocystis murina B123, 3741 nucleotides long. RefSeq lists its product as hypothetical. The transcript is spliced from 10 exons. Gene Ontology annotation, molecular function: guanyl-nucleotide exchange factor activity. NCBI's taxonomy places the organism in Eukaryota, Fungi, Ascomycota, Pneumocystomycetes, Pneumocystales, Pneumocystaceae. The record is from RefSeq and is a predicted model, not a curated record. The coding region runs from base 1 to 3741 and encodes 1246 amino acids. Gene Ontology annotation, biological process: intracellular signal transduction.
AUGAAUGAUCAAUAUCUAAAACAUUCGGAAUUAUCUGAUUUAGAUCAUGAUUUGUCAUAUACUAAUAUGGCAAUCUCUAAAAAUGAUGAACUUUUGAUUGAUAACUAUGCUAAAGAACAGUAUAUGCCUUUGGAACCUCAUUUUAAGAGUCAGGAUAUUUCCAAGUAUUAUGAAAGAAGAUCUUAUAGUGAACAAUUUCAUAUGCAUCAUUCAGAUACUAAUAUAAAUCGACACUAUUAUACUGAUGCUGAAGUAGUUUCUCAGUCCCAGUAUAAAGUACGAUCUAAUCAAUCAUCUUCAAAUAUACAUACGUUAAACUCGAAAACUGAUACUGAUUUUGAUCGUGCACAAUCCUUUACACCAUCUUUAAAAUACUAUCCGAAUUCUCUUUCUUUAUAUUUUCAGAAGAGUUUUUCUCCUGAACAAUCUUUUGAAUAUGCUGAUCAUGUGUCUUUAUAUCAUGAUUUUAAUCAGAUUUCUGAGAAAGGUGCUGGAAAUACAGAGGUUUGUUUAGAGACUUGUUCAAACAAGAAUACGAAUAUUUCUGAAGAGAAAAUAUCUGAUGAUAAGGUUAUUAAGCGUCCUGAGAACAAUACAUAUUUACUGCAACCUCAUCAGCCGAAAUCAUCUAUAGUUAUGAAGAAUGUAGAAAAUAAGGAUUCUUUUCGAAAUCAAGCUUUCAAAAGUGAUUCUUGGAGAGAAAAUAUACGUGGAGUAUAUUAUAAUAUAUAUCCUGGCCAAAGACUUGAGAAUGUAUCUACCAAUAACAGGAUGUGGUCAUUAUAUAAUGCUUUAACGCCUACAAAUGAAUUAUCUGGUAGCGAUAGACCAAAGCAUUCUAGUUCUAAUGUUUCUUCUAUUACAACAAAAACAUCAAACUCUUACCCUGCAGUUUAUCCGGCUUUACUUUCGUGUGUUGCAGAGGCGUUUAGACAACGAGUUAUAUUGGGUGAUAAAUUAAAAGAUGGUUUGACAUAUAAAGAUGCUUUUACAGGAAGUGAAGCUGUAGAUGUUAUUUCUAAAAUUAUUAGGACCAUGGAUCGCAAUUUAGCUUUACUUUUGGGAAGAUCAUUGGAUGCUCAAAAAUUUAUUCAUGAUGUAACUUAUGAUCAUCGUCUUCGUGAUUCUCCGAAUGAAGUAUAUCAGUUUAGAGAAUGCUUGUCUUCUCUUUCUAAUACAGAUAUCAAUGCUCAAUUGAAGGCAGAUAAAAAUGAUUUAAAUAAGUCUUUAACUUCUAAGGUUUUAUCUCAGGGUGAUCUUGGUGCUUCUUAUGAUAAUCAUCUAUUAAAUACUCAUUCAGCACUAUCAUGUAUUGAUUUUACUGUUUCAAAAAAUUGUCGAAAAACAUUUCAAAAUGAUGUUGAUGAUCUUCCUAAUGGUGUUUUUACAUUGCUUACUGAAUGUUAUUCUCCAACUUGUGUGAGAGAUCAGUUAUGUUAUUCUAUAUCAUGUCCUUGGCGUUUCGAACAACAAGCACGAUUAAAUAUGAAACCUCAUUCAGCUUUGAAAAGGGCUGAAUCUCGUUAUAGUUUGAGUGGAUUAGAUGAUACUGAAAAGGAACAGAAAUUAUGGAUACAAAGCGUACCAAGAGAGAUUGCUGAUAGUCUUAAUGAACGAGAAAAAAAGAGACAAGAAAUAAUAUGUGAGGUCAUUUAUACUGAAAGAGAUUUUGUAAAAGAUCUCGAGUAUCUUAGAGAUUUUUGGAUAAAACCUUUACGAUGUGGAAAUUUAAUACCUGAAUAUCGUAAAGAAAAAUUUAUUUUGGCUGUUUUUUCUAAUAUUUUGGAUAUUCAUGCUGUUAACUCUCGGUUGGCUGAGGCGUUAACUAAGAGACAGCAACAACAUAAUGUUAUUUAUCGUAUUGGUGAUAUAUUUCUUGAAUUUGUGCCUCGUUUUGAUCCAUUUAUUCGAUAUGGUGCAAACCAGCUUCAUGGAAAAUAUGAGUUUGAAAAAGAAAAAAGAGAAAAUCCUGUUUUUUCAAAAUUUGUUGAAGAAACUGAAAGACUAAGAGAGUCACGGAAACUUGAAUUAAAUGGUUAUUUAACAAAACCUACUACACGUCUUGCACGGUAUCCUUUGCUUUUGGAAGCAGUAGCUAAAAGCACUCCAGAUGAUAAUUCAGAUAAGGCCGAUCUUAUGAAAGCUGUUAAACUUGUUAAAGAUUUUCUUACUAAAGUAAAUAUUGAGUCUGGAAGGGCUGAAAAUCGGUUUAAUUUAAUGCAAUUAAGUAAACAAUUGAUAUUUAAGCCUGGUGAAGGUCUUGAUUUGAAACUUUCGGAUGAAAAUCGUCGCCUUAUUUUUAAAGGGAUAUUAAAAAAAAGGAGUGUUUCUAGUGCAAGUAUGGAUUCUGGUAGUGAUAUUCAAGUUUUUUUAUUUGACCAUGUUCUUUUAAUGGUUAAAAUGACAAAGCGUGAGCAAUAUAAGGUUCAUCGUAAGCCUAUACCUCUUGAACUCUUAAUUAUAUCGCAGUCUGAAGAGCCUUCUGAGAGAUCAUUUGUUGCAAAAAGAACUCCUUUACUGCUUAAUACAACAUUAAAAUCUACUCCUCAUAAAAACGAUAAUUCUAAAGGAUAUGCAAUUACGUUUAUUCAUUUAGGUCGUAGAGGUUAUAUGAUUACUUUAUAUGCAACUACAUCUAUAAGUCGCAAAAAAUGGGCUGAACAUAUUGAAUCUCAACAAAGAAGUCUUAAAGAAAGAAGUUGUAUUUUUAAACGGCAAAUUAUUUGUGAGAAAUAUUUUUUAAGAGGGAAUAAAGUAACAUGUGUUGCUCCUUUUGAUGGUGGCCGGAAAUUAAUAUAUGGCACUGAAAAUGGUGUCUAUGUAUCAGAUCGUAAACCACAUUCUUCUGUAAAAGCUACACCAGUUCGGGUUCUUGCUAUAAAUGGUGUUACUCAAGUUGAUGUUCUUGAAGAAUAUUCGAUUUUACUAGUUCUUGCAGAUAAAACCCUUUAUUCAUAUCCUUUAGAGUCAUUAGAUUUGAAUGAUACAACUUUAGCAAAUAAACGUCCCAGAAAAAUAGUUGGGCAUGCAAAUUUUUUUAGAUCUGGGCUUUGUCUUGGUAAGUUAUUGGUUUGUGUGGUUAAAAGUUCUGUUUUGAGUUCAACUAUAAAAAUACUGGAGCCUAUUGAUAAUGUUUGUCGAGGUAAAAAGCAAGCUCCAUUCAGAUUUUUACUUCAAGGAGGACAGGAUGUUCUCAGAGUUUUUAAGGAAUUUUAUAUUCCUACUGAAUCUACAUCUGUACAUUUUUUAAAACAUAAACUCUGUGUUGGAUCUCCAAAAGGAUUUGAAGUUGUCAAUUUAGAGAAUCUUGAAACUCAAUCUUUGCUUGAUCCUGCCGAUACUUCUUUAGAUUUCGUUACUCGGAAAGAAAAUAUAAAACCUAUCGCUAUAUAUAGGCUAAAUUUAAAAUUCUUACUUUGCUAUGAUGAAAUGGCGUUCUUCGUGGAUAAAAAUGGAUGGGCUACUAAGCAUGAUUGGAUGAUUAUUUGGGAAGGAUUACCUACAUCAUUCGCUCUUUUUUAUCCAUAUCUACUUGCUUUUGAAGAUUCAUUUAUUGAAAUUCGUCAUGUAGAAACAACUGCACUAGUACAAGUGAUUCUUGGUCAUAAUAUACGAAAAUUACAUGAUAAUUAUCGGGAAUGCUUGUAUGCAUAUACGGAUGAUGAUGGCGUUGAUAAAAUUGCUAGUUUGGAUUGUUGGGAAAGUUUAAAAAUACAAAGUAGAAUAUCUUCUCUUUCUUAG